Messenger RNA from Vespa velutina, 10928 nucleotides. RefSeq names its product selenocysteine insertion sequence-binding protein 2-like. Gene Ontology annotation, cellular component: ribonucleoprotein complex. Gene Ontology annotation, biological process: selenocysteine incorporation. The transcript has 7 exons. The coding region runs from base 205 to 1770 and encodes 521 amino acids. The record is from RefSeq and is a predicted model, not a curated record. NCBI's taxonomy places the organism in Eukaryota, Metazoa, Arthropoda, Insecta, Hymenoptera, Vespidae. Gene Ontology annotation, molecular function: ribonucleoprotein complex binding; mRNA 3'-UTR binding; selenocysteine insertion sequence binding.
AUUCUAUUCGUGCCUUUAUUAAUACGUGUUGGUCUUUAUAAGUAUAAACAUAAGCUUCGAAGGUAGGAUGAAAUAAGCUUUGUACAAAUUAAUAAUUUUUUCGAAUAUCUAACAAUGCAAUAUAAAUAUUAAACUUCAAUAAAAGAAGUACUGUGUGAAUACAUUAUGAAGAUAAUUUUGGUUUGGUAAAAGAUAUUAAACAAUAUGGACCAAUCCUACAAUGCGUACUCUUCUUGGUUAUGUCGAUCGCAAACAGAGAAUAAAUCGCAAAGAGAUUUGACGUGGCCUCAGCUUAGCUUUGAAAAUCAAAUGAAACAUACUGCACAGAAAAAUGAACAACAUUGCAGAUAUCGUAGUGAUGCGAGUAUAUCAACAGAGAUAUUUACUCAAGUAAGUUUAAAUGAGUCAGAAUAUCCUGAACUUGGUCAGAAAAAUGUAAAGAUUAAGAGUUUGCCAGAUCUUUUUGUUUCUCAUCAUGAAUCUGUUAUCACAGAAACUGUGAUACCCUAUGUUACAAAAAAAGCAAAACAUCAAAAAUUGUUAGGAUUACAUAAGCAUAGAAGAUCGGAGAAGUUAUUUCUUGACUUAAGUAAAGCUUUGGAAAAUGCAGAAUGUUUCAUAAAUAGGAAUAGAAAAAAAUCUAGAAAACUAAAGUUCGACGUUUACAAAAUAAAUUCAAGUGGAACUAACACAAAUAAAUCAAAUGAAAAGGGUUUCCAAAUAAGAAAAAAUAAAUUGUACAAUAUAAAAUUUAAAAAACCAUCAAGAUUAAAGAGAACGAUUAUACUAGAACGCUGGAAUAAUAUGAAAAUGAAAUAUCAAGAUGAGAUCAACACCAGAAAGAUAAAAGAAAACGUUAUAAAUGUGAAUAGUAUUAAUUUGAAUACCUUAAAGAUUAAAUCAGAUCCGGAAGUGGAUGUAGAUUAUGUAAAACUUAUGUCAACAUUGACAGUUUAUGAUAGAGAUUACAGAAACACUAUAGUGGAAAACAUUUCUGAAGAUUCUGUACAAUUUCGGCCGGACUUAACUCAGAAAUUAGAUGAGUUAAAGAUUUCGGAUGUGAAAGAUAAGAAUAUUUCCACUGCUCCUUAUAAAAAUGCGUUUAACAAUACUAAUGAUUUAAACGUUUUGCAACGUAAUUUGUCUCUUACCGACGAGGAUAAUGUAGAUAUUAAACCAAAUAUUAAUAAUUUAUUAGAUGUAAAAUAUUCCAAAAAUUUUAGAGAAUAUUGUAAUAAUUUAGUAACUUUCUCUCUUAACGAAUCCUUGGAAAAAUUUUUGUCUGAAAUUCGAAGGCUUCAAACAAAACUUUACAAUAGAGAUCAAAAUAAGGGCAAGUAUAAACGUCGUUAUUACUCGGGCUUAAAAGAGGUUCAAAAACACGUUCUAUUAAAAAAAGUGCAAUUUGUUGUGAUAGCACCGGAUAUUGAAAAGAUUUUAUCUGCAGGUGGUUUGAACGAAGAAAUUGACAAAUUAUUGGAAAAUUGCAAAACGCAUGAGACAGUUUUUUGCUUUGGUCUCCGUAGGCGGAAGCUAGGAUAUUAUGCUCAUGGUAAUGGACUCGUAAGUUGUAUAGGCAUAUCUAAUUAUGCUAAUGCCGAGCAAUUCUUUUGGAACGUUCUCGUCGAGAUAAUAAUUGCACGGAAUAUGUUUGAAGAAUUGCGAGGAAGAUCGGAGAAAAUAAUUGACAUAUCGAAAAUAAUUCAGAAAAAUGGUCUCUUAACAGAGAACAUUGGAGUUCUGCUCAAGAGUUUAGCGUCAAUUAAAUAAAUAAUUCUCAGGAUAGAGAAGUAUUCAUAAGAUAAAACAGUUCAGUAGCGAACUGUAUCUAUGUAACCUUGAGGCGAUGAACAUCUAGGACAUGUCCCGAUUCAACUCAAAUAUGAAAAAGAGGAUGUUGGAUUUGAUAAAUGAAGUUUACAACUGUAACAGUAGACGUGGGAUUACUUGAAGUUAUUUUUUAUAUAAUAUAUCGAUAAUAAAUUCAUAGUGACGAAAAUCUAUAAAGUUUUCCCACUUUAACAUUUGUCAGCUAAAAGAAAUGUAGCCACGUAAUAUCUUUGGAUAGUCGGAUUAAAUAAUAUAUUUGGAAGUCAUGCUUUGAAAUCUCUUAAAACUCUUUUAAAGUCUUUAAUAAGAAUAGAAAUGUGUAAUAUUUCGAUAUAAUUUAAUGUCUCUACGAUUUUUGUCAAGUUAAGUAAAAAAUUACUAUGGGUUUCGAUUUUAUCAAAAAAUUUAUUGGAUUUGUACUUUUUUAUUAUAUUUCUAGAUACUUAAAUUAGACGUAUUUUAUACUUUUUAAAAUGCGUAUAAUUUCUUAUACAUUUUAAAUGCAUCGCUUUCUACAUACUUACGCGAUUCAAGUUUUUUCUUUAAAGUAAUAUUUUAGAAAGAGUUUUCAUGAGAUUGAGCCAAUUAAGAUGAAUAUCAUCGGAUUGUUUUGUUCAAGUUGAAAGAAGGUCGAAGACGUUAUUCGAGUAUUUUCAGUCUUUCGAAAUUUUGCUUCUACGAAACUUGAUGUGUCACAAAAAGAUUUUAAGAAUUCGAGAGAAACGGUGAACGUAGCAAUGGCUUCGAGCAUAUACCAAACAAAAUCUCAGUAUACUUUUUUUUCAUCAUUGAUAUCAAGGCGAUAGGCUAAAUGGGAUAACGAGCAAGAUAUGUAUCUAUACUUUCACCUCAUUAUAUAUUUUCUUCAAAUUUUUGCAUAGAAAUUCAUGAAAGAAUUAUCAAAGGAUUAUAAAUGGUAUUCCAUUUAUUCGCAAUACUAUUGAAUAUUUACGUACCUUCGAUACCGAUAGAUAUACUCAGAAUAUAUACAGACUCGAUCUUUCUUUUCAGUUCCUUGAAUCGAAUAACAUAAUCGUAAUAUUUAUUAUAGUAUAUAUGCUUAGGAUAAGAUCUUAAUUUUCAAAGGCGACAGAACAAAGAAUAACCUUCAAAAUUAAGAGAAGGAUACGUAUUAGAUUGGACCCAUUGCUACUAUGAAACACAUAGUAUCAAGAUAGUCGUACCAACAUAAACGCAUACAUGCAAGUUGUAUCGUUGGGAUGCAGCAACGAUGGAAAAAGAGAGGAGAGAAGAAAACGAAGAAGGCGAGGCUCGAAUGGAAGCUGGAACGGAGCCUUCGUUCUUGCUAGAAAGGAGAGGCAAACGCUGGGACCAAUGAGGGACUAGAGAAGUCAGAGGAGGGUCUCAAGCGGGACCGUGAGCUCUCUGUGCGCUUAUACGUGUGUGCGUCUGUUGAUGCAAGUGCGGUGAUUGUACGACCGGUGCUAACUUGCGGAGUCAGUCAGUCAGUCAGUCAGUCGGCUCGGCACCGGCCGCGAUGCACCAUCAGUAGAAUAUAUACGCGGAUUUUCUUCUUAUUUGCUUUAUUUUCUUUUCAUUUCUACCACGUAGCAUAUAUUUUUUUAUUUGCAUCGUCUUUUGUACCCUUUAUCUUCGUUUUUCUUGGCGCCAUUUAUCUCAUUGAGUGUAAUCUCAUUCUUUUUUGCUUUUUAUUGAAUUUAUCGAGAGUGACCUUGCAAAGGAAUUUAUCGAGAGUUUGGGAACUUUAGUACCUACUGUGGUUUCUUUGGAUUCGUCGAAGGUAAAAUAUAUUUAUUAUUUUUCAAGGAUAAACGUAUUGUUUUGCGGCACAGUAAUCUUUUUGUAUUAUCUCAAUAUUUUUAUUUAGCCUAAAAAAGAUUCCUAGUAAGACUUUUUUGACCAUUAGAACAUUAUUAAGCAUUACAAAUAAUAUACAAAUUAACAAAUCUUAUUUAAUAGGUCGAAAAAAAAUACUUUGAAGGUGCCAAUAAUUCAAUAUUAAUCAAGGCUUUAUUUAAAAUAUUAAAAAGAUUUUUCUUGUAACAUUUGUAAGAUUAAGAAAGAGUAAAGUGUAAUGUAAAAAAAAAAAAUAAUUAAUUUUAUAUAUUUUAUCUACAAAAGUAUUAGAUUAAUUUAUGCUAGAAUAAUUUGACUGUCAACGUCUUAGCAAAGAGUUUAUUGGAAACAAAGUAUUUCAUUGUAACAAAAUUACAUUUUAGACUGAAAUAGGAUCGUAGGAUAAUAAGACAGAUAAAUAAAAUGUACUUCGUGAUGUUGAUGAAAUAGCUAAAGCUGAUCAAAAGUUUAGCUUUACGUGUGUAAUCCUUCGUUAAAUUAGUUUUGCGAAGUAGCACACACUCGGUAAGUUUGUAAAGGAUUCUAAUCUCGUAAGAGAUUACCUUACUCGCGCGAUUUUCGAUGCAACGAAAGAACGAUAUAUGUAACAGGAGUACGAAUCUUCGUAUCCUCAAUUUCAAAACCCUAAAUGAUCUUAUGCUUCCGGUUCGAAUGGUACGCAAGGAGAUCGUUCAGUCAUUUCGAAUUGUGACUAUCGCGCAUGCUCGUGUGUUCGAUAACGAUUUCGGAUGCCGUUAGGCGUCAAUGAUCGACGAAUCGAUGACCGUCCGACGUAUAUAACAGAAACGUCGUUAAGUUUGACGUCGAAGCAAUUCGAAGAAAGAGAAAGAAAGAACGAAGAAAAAAGAGGCAGAAACUCGAUUGAAAUUAAAACGUUAUUAAUUUUGAGAAAAAAUUGUUGUCUAUGAAAAAAAUUGUUUCGCCAGUGUAUGAAGUUAAUGAGUCAGCUACAUUGAGCGUUAUAUCAAUGUAGGAUGAAACGCUAAUUUUUCGAAAUGACGUGAACUGUUAACAAGCGGUUUGCUUAAUUAAUAAAUAAUGUGUGGAUGGAGCAAGGAAUCAUACGAAAGGAAUGAUUUUGAAAGAAAUCAUUUUUAGUUCUUGGAUGUAUUGUUGAAAAUAUUAUUUCAUAGAAAAAGAAGGAAUGUUUAAAUAGCGUCUCUUGAAAUACCACAAGUCGCAUCCUUUUCCGUUUCCGUCAUGAAAUUCGAACGCGAUUCCGUGGUAAACAAAGAUAGAAAGAUAAGAAACGAUUCGUUGUUCGUUCGUUGAAAUCCCGCCAGGAUUUUACUGAUAAAUCUUUGUAUAUACCGCGAAGUGGGCGGUUAUGUGACACACAAAAAGGUUUCGAUGAGAUAGAAAAUUAUCGCGAUUAAACAAGAAGCAAUAAGAAGACUAGAAAGAAAAGGAAUGUGAGGAAGAAAAACGUUUGGAGUCUCUUCGAUGUCUCGGCUUAUCGGUCAAGGAACUCAGGGCCCAAUCAAUACUCGUCCGUUUUAUCUUCCUUUUCUUCUCUAGUUUCCUCAAGCGUGCAUAAUAAAUGUGAGCGAUAGAAAGACUCGUUUCUCUUCGUUGCACAUCGUCGAAAGAUCGUCAUUCUUUUCUUUCUCAUUCAUACACAGAAAUCGAAUUUGGUAAGCUAGUAACAGCCAAUCGGGAAUUCUCAAAUUUCAAUAAUCAAUUGUCAUUUAAAUUCAAGAAAAAAUGAAAAAUGUAACGUUAUCCAAAACAAAAAAUUUUCCCUUUAAAGAAGGCAUUUACUUAAAUGUAACUGCUUUGUCCCUUGAAUAUGACAUUUCUUUAAAUACCGAACGAUUUUUUAAUCUUCUUAUGAUGUAAAAUACUUCUUAGGCAAUUAUUAUAUUCGUUAGAAUUGCGAAAUAUCAUUUGGAUUAAAAAGACUUAUGGUGUGUAUCAAUUGUUUAAUGGCUGUCAUUUUUUUUGUAGAUUUACACAGAAGAAAUUGAAUAUAAAGGGGAAAAAUGUAUCGCGAGAAAAAUGCUUAAUAUGCAUGGACGAAAGAAAGAAAGAGAGAAAGAGAAUGUGUAUGUGUGUGUGUGAGAGAGAGAGAGAAAGAAUCAUUAUAAAAAUGAAAUUAUCAGAGACAGAAUAUCUUUAUUGUCUCAUUGAUGUCAUUUAGAUAUUAAUUCGCAAUUGCUUACAAUAAUAGUUUUGUUAAAGAUUUUCCCCUUUCCAUAUAGUGGAGAAAAGUAGAAAUGACCCUCUUAAUUGGCCAAGGCUACUUACGAGAUCCAACACCGAGUCUCGACUCGUUUUCUCGAGUGCGUCGCUCUUCUUGUGUAUAUAUAUAUAAAUAUAUAAAGAACGAUCCUCGCGGUCUUUUGCUUUGUCGGUCCGCUUGAAAAUCGAGAUUCUUUCAAGUAGACGUAGGACAGUCGUUAGCAGUCACGUUGUAUGAUAAGUCUGUUAGAUCUUUAACGAUACAGGAAGUAUGUGUAAGAAAUGCAUAUUACAACGUGACCUGCAUAUAUGUAUUUAUUAAUUGAAAGAAAAAUAUUUCGUGUAGUACAUAUUUCUGUUUUGCAAUUCCUACGAAGUUAUUGAACGUUGCUACGAUUUAUUUUUACGAUAACUUUAUCGGUAUUUUUUGGUAAAAGUUUUUCAAAGGCAUAUCAAUGACCAUUUAUUUAAUAGUACUAUUAUAGUAUAACAAGUUUAAUCAUUAAAGGCAGACGCAUCCUAUCGUAACAUUUUCUAUUAACAGAUAAUUUUUAAAAAAGCGCAUGCCAAGAAUAAAAUGUUUAAACAUGUUCGGCGUGAAAAACGAGACUAACGUUCCGUGAACGCUAUGGAAGAGUUAUAGAAUCGGAUAAUUAAUCUAAUUCAUGAGUAACGAAUCGAUUGGUCCCAAUUAAAAUGCGGAGGCUUAUUUUUUAAUUUACACAUGAUUGACUUACCUUGGAUAUUUUAAUCUGUUAAUCGGAAAAGACAAAUUAAUUCGUUUUGAUGAUUUAACUUUUUUUCUAAUAAAAGAAAUGAAUCAUUUAUUUCUCAUUUCUAUUGAAAAAGUCUUAUACUUCUCGAAUUUUCUUCUUACGAUACAUUAGUUUAUUCAAAGAUUUCUAUCUUCAUAUGUACCAUUUUAUUGUUAAUCGAAAUAAAUUUCAUAUAUCCAUGUUCACCGAUGUAAAACCUUAUCGAUUUUACAAGAUAAAUAAUCUCAACCAUUUUGUUGUGUCACUGGGUGAAAUGCGAGAAUAUGAUGAUUUCCAUCGAUGAGCAAUAAAUGAUGUGUUAACGAGUAUAUUUUUCUUUCGUAAUAUGAGAACAAAUCAUUCGUGAGGUCGUCUCUUUGCUGAACCUAUUUACAUCUGGCGUGCAGCGGUCUCGUAUAGGCGAGACUUUAAAAUCGAAUAGUCGUUCGAAUUUUGAGUAUAUUUUAUUUCUAUCUCUAAAGAAUUGCUUUAUUUUUCUGUUAUAAUAACAUAAAUAUGUAUAUUAUGCGCAUGUAUGAUCGAUAACUUUGACAUAGUGUUUCGCAUUACGCAUUCAUUCCUCUGAUAAGUUUCUCGGAUGCAUUAGCGAGAUCGUGUUAAUUACAAUUGUGACUCAUCUCUCUGUUUUGCACGUUUCUAUCGAGGUCUUCCAAAGAAUUCCUUUUUUGUCGUUUUCUCUUUUAAAGUCAAUGGCUCGUUGCAGUCAUUGAUGUUCUCUCAUUCAAAACUCUAUUUUCGAUAAUAUAAAUAAUAAUUUUCAGAGAGAGAAAGAGAAGGAGAGAGGGAGGGAAAGGGAGAGAGAGAGAGAGAGAGGGAGAGAGGGAGAGGGAAAGAGAGAGGGAGAGAAAGGGAGGGAGAGAGUGCUAUAUUCGCAUCGUUGGCUUUUCGCAAAACCGUAGAGUUAACGGGAAUACAUUUGAGUGGACGCAUCCAAGUAGGUAAACGCUAGCAGUUAAGAGCACACACAAUUACGUAUAGUGGCCUUAGCGCCCUUAGCCUGGCCUCAAUGUGACGUAUAAAGAAUGAAACGGAAGAAAAAAAAGAGGAAAAAAACGAUGAUUCCACUUGGCAUGACGCUUUAAAGAGCCGCUCUGGUAAUUAAGCUCGCAAGCUCCUUUUCGAGUGCUCUUGGAUGGUAUACGAUCGCUUUGUUUCAAUUGGAAACACAUCGAAUUAUUCUCCACUUUACUACGUGUUUCCACAUAUGCCACGCCUUCUUUACUUCCAUCUCGCAUGUGAGAUAGACUAGAAUAGAAUGUAGGGAAAAAAAUUUAAUUUAGAAAGGAACUCAAAAGGUUGAAACCUGAAAAAAGGAAAAACAAUGAUCGAUAUCAUUUUCUCGUAAUUCUCAUCUUUUGAACAAAUAUUACCCUUUUCUAUUCCAUUUUUCUUCUUUCUUUUUUCUUUCUUCUUUUUUUACUUUAAAAAUGUUAUGCUUUUCUCUAUAGCUUCUUGUGAUCCUCUCGUUUCUUGUACAUGUUAAAAGUAUACAAUUAACUUUAUGUUUUAAAACGUAACUUUAUAUUCUACGUAUCAUGUACAUAAAUAUAAUAGUGAUAGUGAAUCAUUUUACGAAUCAUCUUGCGAAUGACACAUUAUUUCGAAAAACGAAUAAAUAAGAAGAUUGAUAUUCUUCUCGUAUGUUAUCGUCGUUUUAGAUUCUGAUGACGGUCUGUAUUGGGCGCAUGUAUAAAUUAAAACAAUAUAAGAAAAAAAAGUGAAAAAUGUUAUUAUUAAUAUAGGAUUUGUGAAAAAAGUUGGGCCGUUGGGUAACCUGGACCAGAUAUCGAAUGCGAGUUUUCCGCAUUCUGGGUUACUGCUGCUAAUCAUUAACCUGCUUAAACUCUUUAGACAAUUUUUUUACGAAUGUCUACUUGUAUGAAAUGAAUGUGCUCCCAUAAUAAAAUGCUAUACUUUUUUGACUCAAAUAAAUCAAUUUAAAAGAAAUCUAAACAUAAUAAACAUGAUAAGAAAACGUGGAAAAAAUAUUUAUCUCUUGGAGGAUGGUGAGGUAAGAUUGCUUCAUGUUGUUAUAUAGUAUAAGCGACAAGCAAUUGAAAUUAGGUGGAAGAGAAUCAUAGUUCCGCGACUUUCUUAUCUUAUUCAUUUUCAAAAUUUCGAUGAGUAGUCAUCGUAAUUUGAAGAGGCAAAACGAGUAUGUCCAUAUUCAAGGCGAUUUUCUAUUCACGAACUAGUCGCAAAAUCUCGAAACACUAUUCUUAUUAUUAGUCGAUAGUAGUAUUCCAUUCAAGUAAAUUUUACUUCUUAUUUUUUACUUCUUUUGAGUGUAUUGUAAAAUAUCGAGUCACAAUAACACAUGGCUAACAUGUCCAACCAAAAACAGGAUGUGAAGUCUCUUGUUACGUGAGAGUAAAUAGAUUCUUGAAUUUCUAACUACGAAAUCUGAAGCUCUCAGAUACGAGCACCAAACGACGUCACUCCUUUUCACGGAUAGUUUCAAAAUUUUUUGUAUUAUUUCUUUUAUGAUUAACAAUGCACGAUUUCGUCAACAUAUCCUCUUUCAAAAAACUUCAAAGAUUACCUUUUCGGUUAUUGUAAAGUGCAAUUAAAGGAGUAAGAAAACAAACACGGAAAGUGCUUUAUUUAACAUUUGUUUCUAAAAUUGCCAAACGAACUGAAUAGAUCAAAUGAAAGCGCUAUAAAACAAGUGCGUAAAAGUGACUUUAAAACAUGGUAUUUUUAUUGAUGUACAUACUCCCAAUGCGUCGACCAUUGUAGCAGUCGAUUCGCAUUAAAUCAUCUGCGCACGAUUCGUCCUUGUCGUUGAAAUUUUUCUCUCUCUCUCUCUCUCUCUCUCUCAUAUAUAUUUUUUUUAGAAAAUCUCAUAGGCAAUAUUUUUUUUAUGAGCCGUAUUAUAUAAACAAAUAUUUUUCUCGUAUUGAACGAGAAUGAUGUUCAUUAACUAAGAAAAUGGCAACUUUGUAAAGUUUUGCAAAAUCGCAACAGAAACGUAUGGUUUGAUACAUAUAUAUUUAAAGUCAAAUACUUAAAAUGUUAUUGUAAAAUGUAAAUAUAGUUGGAGUAUUCUAAAAAUGGAAAAAAACAAUUAUAAAACGCAGAUACCUCGACAAUUUCAUUAUCACUAACAGAUUUGCAUUUAGAUUUUGUUUUCGAAGAAUGUUCGUAUCGACAUGUCAUGAUACCCUUGUCAACUUAGAAUAAUAAAAAAGAAGUGCUUAAGUUUAAUGAUAAAAACGAAGUUAGAAUACAUUCUAUUAUCAAAAGUUUGAAAAAGAUUCCGGUUGUCGUAGCAUCGAUAAUCUUUACAAAAAAUGUUCAAUUAGGCAAACGAGCGGAGAAUUAACUAAGAUAAUUACCCUUGCAUCGCGUCCGAUAAAUUUUUAAGAGCAAAAACGAAACGGCCACGCGAGUUUUCUCUUUCCGUUUUUGUAUUUCUUUUGUUAGCUUUUUCUUUUCUUCUCAUAUUUUUUUUUGUCUAUGCAAUUAAUUACAUUCGUUUAUAUAGCCUGUCAUACGAUAAAUUAUCUGUUUAUUUUCUCUACAAUAAUCUUCGAAGUUUAUUUUAUAUAGCUUUAUUAAUUCCAUUCAAUUGGUUUAUCAGCUUAUUUUUCAUUAUUUCAGAGUUGAUUUGUUUCUUAUCCAUUUCAUUAUUUCUAUUACUUAUUAUUUUUAUUGUUUUUUCAUUUCACUAUUGAUGUAUUUAGAUAAAAUAUUACAACUAUCGUUUCUUGUUCUUUUCUUCUAUUAUUUUUUGAAAGGAUCAUGUAAAGGUAGAAACACGAUUUUCCUCGAAUUGUUUACGGUUUAUUCAAUAUUGAAAAUGUAAUAACAGUAUUCAAGAUCGUAUACAGAAUCAUAAGCAAGAUUGAUAGGCCAUCAUCUUCGUAAUAUACAUAAGGAGUUCGCAUAGAAGAUAGAAAAAACGAUUUCUAAAUCGCUGAAAUGAGAUCGAGUUUGACUAUUCUGUUUCCCUAUGUGAAUCCUCGUAGACACAAACGAAUGUACAGACGUACAUGUGCAAUCUUUAAUGCGUAAUUGAGAUAAGUGAAAAUACCCACAGAAGAGAAGAAAAAAAAAAGAAAAACGCUUUAUCGUUGUCCUUGCUUGCGAACGCAACCAUUAGGAAAAAAGAACGAGAAUGAUGCAUUGCAAAAGUGUGAUUAUUGUCGGAAGUUCGAGUACGAUAAAGCCCGCAGCCUUUCAGAGAACACGCAAAAUAUCGAAAGUAUGAUUAUGCGUAUGAAAAAAAAGCUGGGGAGAAAGAGAGAGAGAGAGAGAGAGAGAGAGAGAGAGAGAGAGAGAGAGAGAGAGAGAGAGAGA